GAACUAACAAUCAAAGCAUUCAAACUUUUUUCACAUAAUAAUACCAAAUUCCUCUGUGUUCGAUUGAGACAGUUUAAAACGCUAAGGCAAAUUUUUUUGAGUUUUUCUUUUAAAGUUUAAUUUUCUUUGCGUCACCCCAUCUUUUCACGUGUCUUUCUCUUUAUUCUUUCCUUUUUUCCUCUGUUUUCUGUUUGUUUCUGAGGAGAAAAAGUUGUGGGCCUCUACGUUUUAUCUGAUCCUUCUUUUGACGGUGGUUUUCCUAUAUAAACUAAGGUGAAUCUCGUCAAAUUAAUAUUUCAAGAAAGAGUUUGUAAGGGAAAAAUGGAAGGAACAAAGCCAACGAGUUCUUCAUUUACUUCUGAUCUUUUUGGUUCUAAGGAGUCUUCUGCUUCUUCAACUUCUGGGAUUUUUGGUUCCAUUUUCCCACCUCCUUCUAAGGGACAUGGAUCGGUACAUUCGGAGACGGUUCAACCGAAGCAAGAUCCUGUGAUUCAGGCAAGAAAUGCUAAAGGUGGAUAUUCAGGAAGUACUACGCCUAGCAAUGAAGCUGCACAGAAUAAGCAGACAAAUUCAUAUUAUCAGAAUGAAAAAGUACAGCCAUGCCAUCUUAGCUCAUCAAUAUACUAUGGCGGCCAAGAUGUCUAUUCAUUUCCCCAAAAUAACCAGAACUCUACCUACACAACUUUCAACAAAGAUAAUGGUGAAGAUGAUUCUGGCAGCGCGUCUAGAGGAAACUGGUGGCAAGGGUCUUUAUAUUACUGAGAUCUCGCUACCUAUAUCAAGGAUUUUACAUUUACUCUAGGAAGUUAAGAUUAAUAUAGAGAGAAGCAGUUAUCUAUAGUCCAUAUUAAAGAUGGAUGAUUACUAGUAAUUAACUAAAUAUGACCCUUAGUUGGUUGGACCUACAUAUUAUCAUAAUUAUUAUAAUAUAAUAUGUUGUUAUUGUAGUUAGGUGUUUUUCUCUUUACUUUCCUUGUAAAGGAUUAUAGACCUUAUGCACAUACUUUAUAAUGUAAAAACGUUCUGUUUAGGAACUAAGUAGCUUAUACCAUAAAAUUCUGCGCUCUUAGUAAUUACUAUUAAUUUUUUGGCUUCAA
Messenger RNA from Nicotiana tabacum (common tobacco), 1097 nucleotides. RefSeq lists its product as uncharacterized. The record is from RefSeq and is a predicted model, not a curated record. NCBI's taxonomy places the organism in Eukaryota, Viridiplantae, Streptophyta, Magnoliopsida, Solanales, Solanaceae.